CAAAGACUGGAUAUAAUCUUGUAUAAUUUUCACAAAACUGAAGUUAUUGUUUUAAUUUAAGUUUAAAUUAAAUGUAUUUAAUUUUUAUAAAUUCUCUCUCCUUAGUAAUUAGCAUAUAUUGCCUAAAAAGUUUGAGAGUAUUUAUAGGCUGCUUGGUUAUGGUGGCAGUAUACAUUGGAGAACAGUCCUAGCAAAAUUAUUGCAGUUAGUUCUAAUCAAUACAAUUUUACUUUUAGGCGCUAUAUCUUCGGAAUGUAUCCGUUUUGGUAUAAGAUGAUCUAAUUUAUUUUUUCUGGAGUUACUUGUCGGAUUAAUUUUUUAAAGAAACAUACAGGCGGUUAAGUGUUGACUUAACUCAGUCAAAAUGGCUGCAAGUGAUUCAUCGUCGGACGAUUCUCUUUAUCCUAUUGCUGUUCUUAUAGACGAACUAAAAAACGAAGAUGUGCAGUUGCGACUUAAUUCUAUUAAGAAGUUGUCGACAAUAUCUUUAGCACUUGGUGUUGACCGAACAAGGAGUGAACUUAUUCCGUUUCUGACGGAUACUAUUUAUGAUGAAGAUGAAGUAUUGCUUGCUCUCGCCGAACAACUUGGGCAGUUUACUCCGCUUGUUGGUGGCCCUGAAUAUGUUUACUGUUUGUUGCCUCCUUUGGAAUCGCUUGCUACCGUAGAAGAAACUGUUGUGCGGGACAAAGCUGUAGAGUCUUUGAGGCACAUAAGUUCCCAACAUAGCCCACAGGACCUAGAGAAUAGGUUCGUGCCUCUAGUUACGCGGCUUUCUUCUGGCGAUUGGUUUACAUCACGAACAUCGGCUUGUGGCCUGUUUUCUGUCUGUUAUGGCCGAGUUAAUAGUUCAGUUAAAGCUGAUUUACGCACGCACUUUAGAAACCUAUGCCAAGAUGAUACCCCUAUGGUGAGGAGGGCUGCUGCAAGCAAGUUGGGUGAAUUCGCGAAAGUCGUCGAAUUAGAAUAUCUCAAAACUGAUCUUAUACCCAUGUUUGUUAGUUUGGCCCAAGAUGAACAGGAUUCGGUGAGAUUAUUAGCAGUAGAAGCUUGCGUUAGUAUAGCAUCGCUUUUACAACAAGAGGAUGUGGAACAACUUGUAAUGCCUACUCUCAGGCAGUGUACUUCAGACAAUUCUUGGAGAGUACGAUACAUGGUCGCUGAUAAGUUUACAGAGUUACAAAAAGCUGUCGGCCCAGAAAUAACUAAAGCUGAACUGGUCGGAGCCCUUCAAUCUCUUUUGAAGGAUUCCGAAGCAGAAGUCAGAGCUGCUGCUGCUAAUAAAAUCAGAGACUUUUGUCAGGCUUUGGAUCCUACUUGCAGAGAACCCAUUAUAAUGGUAAACAUUCUACCAUACGUGAAGGAGCUUGUUGCUGAUCCAAAUCAACAUGUAAAAGCUGCUUUAGCUUCUGUCAUAAUGGGGCUUUCUCCUAUACUCGGAAAAAAUAUCACAAUAGAACACCUUUUACCUCUGUUUCUGUCACAGCUUAAAGAUGAGUGCCCUGAAGUUCGACUUAAUAUUAUUUCUAAUCUAGAUUGUGUUAACGAAGUAAUCGGAAUACAACAAUUGUCGCAAUCAUUACUCCCGGCAAUAGUCGAACUCGCAGAAGAUGCAAAAUGGAGAGUGAGGUUAGCCAUUAUUGAAUAUAUGCCACUUCUCGCAGGACAAUUAGGUGUUCAGUUUUUCGAUGAAAAAUUGAACGCUCUUUGUAUGGCUUGGCUUGUUGAUCAUGUUUAUGCUAUCAGAGAAGCUGCAACAUUAAAUCUCAAGAAAUUAGUUGAAAAAUUUGGACCGGAAUGGGCUCAAAACACAGUCAUACCCAAAGUUCUAGCCAUGUCAAACGAUCAAAAUUAUUUGCAUAGAAUGACGUGUUUAUUCAGUAUUAAUGUAUUGGCCCAAGUAUGUGGUUCUGAAGUAACAGCUCAGCUAAUGCUACCUACAGUAAUUACGAUGGCAUCAGAUUCUGUUCCCAACGUUAGGUUCAAUGUUGCGAAGACCUUACAGAAAAUAGGACCUGUUCUUGACCCAGGCUGUAUCCAAUCCCAAGUGAAACCUGUGCUUGAAAAACUGAACGCUGAUGAAGAUGUUGAUGUGAAGUAUUUUGCUUCUGAAGCUAUGUCUGUCAUAUCAGCCUCAGCUUAAAACUUACAUUAACAGCAUCUCUGCAUCUGUGAAUAUUAAUUGAACGCCCCACAUCCUAAGAAGAUGUAAACGUUAAGAGUAUAAAUAGGCUAAGUGAAAUUACAGUUUUAGGUUCACUGAGACAGUUAAGUGAAUCUCUAAUUCAUUUAUAAAAUUUAGGUUUCUUAAUUUAGAUAAUAUACCUUUAAGAUGAAUACUUAACAUUAUUUGAAAUAUGAUUGUUGCAUUUGUUUUAUUUUCCUUUUAAUUCAAUUUUUUUUUUUUAUUUGAUUUUUAUUCAUUCAUUGUAUUUUUGAAAAGAUAGGAAUCUAAAUUUUGUUUUCAAUAAAUCAUACUGUGCAAUGUGUACAAUAAACAUUCUUACACUUAGUUAGUUUUUAUUUUUCCCUUCAGUAUGUUAAGUAGACUUUGAUUUCCAUUUUUAAUGUGUAUAUUUUUAUUUAUUUUAUUAUUAAUUGUAUUCUGUCCAGUUCAUUUCCUCUUGAAACAAAUUAGCAUGUUUUCAUAUAUUAGCUGGCAUUUUGGCAUGUAGUUUAGUCAAGUAUUGAUACCUAUUAUUCAUAUAAUGUUGGAAAUUUUAAUUGAAAUUAAUAAAAAAGAAGUUCUGUUUUU
This is a messenger RNA of Nezara viridula (southern green stink bug), 2755 nucleotides long. Lineage: Eukaryota; Metazoa; Arthropoda; Insecta; Hemiptera; Pentatomidae. The record is from the annotation of a GenBank genome assembly.